GUCCUCCGUUUUCACACAUGGGAUCGGUGAUCGGUCUGUCCGCCUCCUGAAGCCCGCACAGGCACCGCAACAAGCGCACACGUCCGGCGCUCGCUGUUGUUUUUAUUCUCACCCCCGGGUUUAUUCUGAGGGCUUUAGUUCCUGCAGUCUUUUCAUGUGGGCUCCGGAUCAGAGGAAGCGUCACCACAGCGGCUGAUUCACACUUUUCUUAUUCCAUAUAUUUAUUUUUCCUUAUUUGUGGCUCCUGUGUCGCUCUCUCGGUUUCGUUGGAUCUGCGGCUCCAGAUGCAAGGAGGCGUGAUGGAGAAAAUGUCCCGACAUCCCGUCCCCAUGAACCCGAGUUUUCUCCCCCAGUCCACGCACGGAGUCCUGAAGUCUCUGCUGGAGAACCCGAUGAAGCUGCCGCUGCACCAUGAAGGUUUCAGCAAGGAGCAGGAGAAGGAGAAGAACCUGGAUGAGGAGCGUAGCGCCCCCCAGUCAGCCUUCCUGGGUCCCACGCUUUGGGACAAAACGCUGACCUACGAUGGAGACACUUUCCAGCUGGAGUACAUGGACCUGGAAGAGUUCCUGUCCGAAAACGGCAUCCCCUCCAGUCCCUCCCAGCACCACCACAACCAGCAUCAACCACACGCUCCAUCACGCCACCCAACAAACAUUCCCCAAUCCAAGCCGGUGCCAUCAGUGAUGGACCUCAGCAACCACGCCUCCACCUCCAUACACACAAGCAUCAUCUCUCCGAACUGCCUGCACAGCAGCCCGGCAAGAGCAGGCCUCCCGAGCUCCAGAAACACUCCCAGCCCCAUCGACCCGGACUCCAUCCACGUCCCCGUCAGGUACGAGCCCGACCCCGCCGACCUUGCUCUGUCCAGCGUGCCGGGUCAGGAGAUGUUCGAUCCCCGAAAACACAAGUUCUCUGACGAGGAGCUGAAACCACAACCGAUGAUCAAGAAAGCUCGCAAAGUGUUCAUCCCCGAGGACCUGAAGCAGGAUGACAAAUACUGGGCCAGGCGCAGGAAGAACAACGUGGCCGCCAAGCGUUCUCGGGACGCGCGGCGGCUCAAAGAGAACCAGAUCGCCAUCCGAGCCGGCUUCCUGGAGAAGGAGAACUCGGCUAUGAGGCAAGAGGUGGCCGAGCUGAGGAAAGAGCUCGGACGCAGCAAGAACAUCCUGGCCAAGUACGAGGCACGGCACGGACCGCUGUGAGGACACACACACACACACACACACACACACACACACACACACACACACACACACACACACACACACACACACACACACACACACACACACACACACUCCACCACCUCCUCUCACGGCAGGCUAAGAGUAAAGAUGCAGAAAUACUCUUUUAAAUUUACUGGACCAAACCAUUCAUCAAACUUCAGUUUUUCUUUAUUCCAUUAUCACAUCAUUCAGGAGUUCUUCUGUAUUUAUACCAAAAAUGUAGAUGUAAGUCUGAUGAACCACAUUUUACUCUCAGUUUUUCCUGAUUGAAAAGCAGACGUUUAAUUCUUUAAAGUGUGAAACAGAAGAUUCAGUUCAGUUCCAGUUUAAGAUUGUUUUUGAUAUUUCUACAAUUCUCUUAUCAGACUCUUUUAUCCAAAGCGACGUACAUCAGAGAGUAAGAACAACACAAGCAAGGAUCUAGAAAAAAGGGAACAAUGUCAGUAAGAGCAAACGAUCAGCUUUGAGUCUGAUUGGACACACAGGUGCUGACAGGAAGUGACCAGAGGCAAAGCACAACAUUGAGGGCAGUUCUUGAGAGCUCUAAUCAGUAUAGAAACCAUCUUAUAAGUCGUCGUUAUCAAACAAAAACCAUCGUCAUUACCAUCAUCAUCAUCAAUAAUAUGGAGACCAUCAUCAUUAAGUUAGUAGGUAUUCAUGAAAGAGCUGGGUCUUUAGCUUUUUCUUAAAGGUGCAGAGGGACUCUGCAGAUCACAUGGAGUUUGUUUGCGGUUGCUAAAAUCCAAAAUUUAAAAAUCCAAAAAUAUGCUGCAGUACAUCUGAAAACACAAAACAGGGUUAGGGUUAGUCCUGACAACCCGCCAGUGAUUUCUGCUUUCAUUUCUGUCGCUUGGGUAGAUAAUCGAGGAAGGCGGCGACUCUACAAGUCACUGACGAGGAAAUGUUUUUAUGUUAGUCAUGAAAAAAUCAGUUUAAGGAGAGUUUCAAACCUUCAAAUCGACCGACAAUGUCAGAGUCUGUGACGCUCUCAGAAGAUACUGUACAGCUGAUUUCAUGAGGUUUGUUGACUUUGAAAUGAAAUGCAGAAUAUCCCAAAACUUUUAUCUUUUAUUACACCAUUUAAAAACAACACAGACUCAUUUUUUAUUUUUCAGUUUCUGCAGCCGAUUAUUUCCUCCUAUUUGGUUCUUGUUGGAGUAUAAUCAACAAAAACCUCCUGCCGUGAGCUGAGCCCAUUACUCAGGAUUAUUCAACACACACACACACACACACACACACACAAAGACAUGAACACACACACACACACACAAAGACAUGAACACACACACACACACACACACACACACACACACACACACAGCUGGUAGGACGUCUCUCCGGCCCUGUGAAUUCUCUCAGUGUUUGGAAAAAGACACUUUAAACCUACCGACGCCCCACCCCCGCACAGACUCCGCCCCCUGCCUCUCAUCCAGGUGUGCUCCCACAAUGCACCUGUCUCUGUACAUACCUGCCUUUCUCCUGAUGACUGUACAUGAAUGUUCUCACCUGUUGGUCACUGGAGACCUGUUCUACUUCACGCCUUUUCAGAAGCGGCGUUUUUACAGAUAUUUAUGGAGAAAGAAGAAACGUAACACAGGACAUCUUCACUUUAAGAUCCACUCACUGGUUUUCAUACAGAGCGCCAAAAAUGCCAAAUUGAUUUUAUAGAAACGCUGAAAUUUGUUCUUUUGAUACUCCAAAAAAAUCUGCCCGAGAAGCCUCAAAAAGUUUUUCUUAGUGAUUUUUUAAAAUGAAAACAUCAGGGAGUGUGUUUCUAAAUCCUGACAGAUUCUGUGUUUAAGAAAAGGAAAACCAAAGAGAUUUGGUCUUUGGCGCCCCCUGGUGGUCGAGGGGCUCUCUGCAGGCUCAUGGAUAGUUUACAUGUUCUCACACGCUGCAGGAAGCUUCAUCGUCUCUACAGGCGUGAUGAUCUGACGAUAAACCAGCGAUUAAUAUUCUUUUUUUUUUUGGAGUCGGACGUGAGGUCAGUCUCACGUUUCCCUUCAGUUCGAUAUCUUCAGCGUUUGGACCUCCAUGUUCAUCCUCCGUUCUCUCUGUUCCUGCCUGUUCAUCAUGUCGGACUCUUUGUUUUUAAACUGUUUGAAUCUUGUCACUGUACACAAAGUCUUUACUUGAUUACUUUGCUUGAUUACCAAACCUGUCAUGUGACAUCACAGCUUAUGCAUCCUUCUUUUUGUGUGAUUUUUUUCCCCCUCCAGUUUUCAUUUGUCCCAACUUUCCUGAACGUCACAUCCUCAGUCUGUCUGGAAAAUCAGUUUCUCGAGCACUUUGUGAGUUUUGUUGAUGACAAAGUGUUUAUUUCUUUAAUACUUUAUUCCCAUACUCUGCGUCCCUGCAGGCUUAAAGUGAAAGUUAAUUAAAGGAAGAAUGUGCGACUUUUUGAUCCAGUAGAGGUCGCCCUUGAGCUCCAGCAUGAAACCAAAACAAACUUCUGUUUGGCCACGCCUCCUCCAUCCUGAAGCCUCCGCUCUCCUCCAGAGACACACCUCCAACCCCCCCUCCACUCAUGUUCACACAAAGCGAAGGAGUCAAGCACAAUCGGCCGACAAACUUGCCCUCGGCUCGAGCUGCAAUCACCUGUGUCCUCCAUUGUUGUGUUAGCAUGCUAAUGUUAGCGCUCUUUAGUUAGCUCGUAGCUUCACAUUGUUGUGUUAGCAUGCUAAUGUUAGCGCUCUUUAGUUAGCUCGUAGCUUCACAUUUCAUGUAAACUGACACAGAAUGAGCGUGAUCUAAAAACCACAAACAUCAAAAAACAAAACAAAAACAUCCAAAUAAUCAGUGAGUAUGUUCUUCUUCUUCUCUCUAGUUCUUGACUAAAACAGCUUUUAUACACAGGGGGAGGAGCCGGCCGUCCCGUAAACACGGCUCUGACAACAACACAGCCAGCGGGACUCGAGCUUCUCCCUCAUUGUAGACAGUCAUGACUCAGAGACACAUUUACACAGGACAGACUUUAUGAUUUAUUGAUGUGGAACAUGUCGAUCAUUCUUCCUUUAAAGCUGUUGAUCCAGUUCAGGUCUUGGUCUCAGUUGGUUAAAGUGUUUUUAUUUAAUUUUUUCUCCAAGUUUGUUGAAGGAUAUUAUUUUGUUUGAACAAUCGAUAACAUUCUUUAAAAAGUGUAUUGAUUUUUUUUUAAAUACUCUAACAAGAAGAAAAACACUGUCAGCUUUAAAAACAUGUUUUAUAAUCUCAGAGAGUGAAACUACUUUAACCUUUAAAUUAACCUGAACGAGGUUUCUUUGUUUGAACGACCUCCAGACUCGUCCCUCUCAGUGCAAUAGAUGCUUCUUCUCGACUUCACGGCAUGAACUGUACUUUGCUGUUUCCUCCCUUGUCGUAUUUUCCUAUGUGUAGCUCAGCGACAGUUGCGCCCCCCGGUGGCCGCCUGAGACAUGAAUGUAUAUUUGAAACGGUGCGUUGGGUGAGCGUUGUCGUCCUCUUUACUACCGACCAAAAGCGUAUUUAAAGGAUAUAUUGAUACAUGAAAGGUUUUAAUGUUUAUACAGAGAUAUUCUUCUUGGUUUUGUACAGUCUGUUUUCCUACUUAGAUAUUUCUUGUGUAUUUUAAGAAAGGGUUACAUAAAUAUAAGCAGUAUAUUAAAUAUAUAUUCAUAAAUAUUACCAAAACGGCGUGCCCGACCUGUCCGGGCGAUGCAUGGGCAUUACAGUGUGUCCCGUUCCUCCCUGCGUAGUUGAAAUACCUCAGACCCCUCCUCUUGACUUGUUUCCCCCCUCCCCCACACCUGUGCAGGUGCCUCAUCAGCUGAUCCAGCUCUCGGGUUGUUUGUGCUCCAGGUGUCCCGGCUCCGUGUAGACGCUUACCUUUGUGGCGUUUUCAGCCCAGACGAAUGUAUUCCCCGACCUGAAGCACUUAUUUUUAAUUUGAAUGUUUUCUUUUCUUUCGUUGGGUGUGAUUUUCUCUUUCCUGCAUCCUGUCGUCCACUUCUCUCUCUCUCUCUCUCUCUCUUUGCUCGGAGAGAUUUUUCCAUGUUUGUCCUUGAUUAUGUUUCACAUGAUCAAAAUGAGAAUAUAAAUAAAAGUUUAAAUCGUC
This is a messenger RNA of Labrus mixtus (cuckoo wrasse), 5298 nucleotides long. It is a transcript of the gene hlfb, whose product is annotated as HLF transcription factor, PAR bZIP family member b. Gene Ontology annotation, molecular function: RNA polymerase II cis-regulatory region sequence-specific DNA binding; DNA-binding transcription factor activity, RNA polymerase II-specific. The record is from RefSeq and is a predicted model, not a curated record. Gene Ontology annotation, biological process: regulation of transcription by RNA polymerase II. The coding region runs from base 285 to 1202 and encodes 305 amino acids. Gene Ontology annotation, cellular component: nucleus. Lineage: Eukaryota; Metazoa; Chordata; Actinopteri; Labriformes; Labridae. The transcript has 4 exons.